UAAGUAUUAAUAUAAGUUUAGAGGUAUCAGAAACAAGAAAAAAGUGAAGAAGAGUCGCCGGAAAACCCAACCGGAGGCCACCACCACCACUAGCAGUCAGAAAUGGAGACGCCACAAUCAUCAGAUGAAGCUAUUAACAGUAUUAAAGAUAAAAGACAAAAACUUGAAGCACGCAUAGAAACCCAACAUAACUCACAUAUGAACAUGCUUUCUUCUGUACAAACCAUUAUACCUAAUAUCGUUUCUUCUCUUGACCUUUCUCUCAAAGUUCUUUCUUCUUUUAACCAUCGUCCUUUUGCUCCUACACCCCCUCCUCCUCCCAAAUCAUCACUCCAACAACAACAACUACCUCAAAACCCUAAAACAACUACAAAUCCAGAAUCAGACAAAAUUACUCCUUUAACCAUGGUUACUGAAACUGCACAGCAGCAGCAAAAUGAAUCUAGUUUCGGUGAUGUGAACACCAAUCAAAUCAAUACCGGUAGUAGCGCCGCGAAUGUGAAUGAUGUUAUGAUUGGAAGGAGGCCAAUUUCUGAUAUGUGGAUGUCUCAAGGUGACCCUCACAUGUCAGGGAUACCGCCAAUGCUUUCUGGUGGCGGACCAAGAGGUAUUAGUAGUAUGCAUAGACUCCCAUUGGGGCCAAAUGCAUCAGGGAGUAGUAGUAGUAGUAGUGUUAAUGCAAAUACCUAUGAUGAGGAUUUGAAGGAGGUUGAGGCUAUAUUGAAUAAGAAAUCGUUUAGGGAGAUGCAAACAUGUAAAAAUGGCGAGGAGCUUUUCGAUUUAAUUCAUCGACCAACUGCAAGGGAGAUUGCUGAAGCUGCUAAGUUCAAAACUAUAGGUGGUUCUAAGGUGAGGCAAAAUUGUAACUUAUUGACAAAAGAAGAUUGUCGACGCCAGACUGGUUCCUUUGUAGCUUGUGAUAAGGUUCAUUUUAGACGAAUCAUUGCUCUUCAUACUGACAUUAAUUUGGGAGACUGUUUGUUUCUUGGUAGUUGUCGGCACAGGAAGACGUGUAAGUAUGUUCACUAUGAGUAUGACCCUACACCUGAUGUGCCUCCAACAAUGAUUGGUGUUCCUCUUCCUUCCAAACCACUGAGGCAGCAGCGUGCCGAGUAUUGUUCUGAACUGGAACUUGGGGAACCACAAUGGAUCAACUGUGAUAUACGUAACUUUAGAAUGGACAUAUUAGGUGAGUUUGGAGUAAUAAUGGCUGAUCCACCGUGGGACAUUCACAUGGAGCUGCCUUAUGGUACAAUGGCUGAUGAUGAAAUGCGCGCUCUUAAUGUCCCUGCUCUGCAAACUAAUGGGCUAAUUUUUCUAUGGGUCACUGGGCGUGCGAUGGAACUUGGACGAGAAUGCUUAGAACUUUGGGGAUAUAAAUGUGUUGAGGAGAUCAUUUGGGUGAAAACAAAUCAACUUCAGCGAAUAAUUAGAACUGGACGUACGGGCCAUUGGCUCAAUCACACCAAGGAACAUUGUCUUGUUGGAAUAAAGGGCAGCCCUGAAGUAAACCGAAACAUUGAUACUGAUGUUAUUGUUUCUGAAGUCCGGGAAACUAGCCGAAAGCCAGACGAGAUGUAUCCUUUGUUGGAGAGAAUAAGUCCAAGAACAAGAAAGCUGGAGUUGUUUGCUCGCAAUCACAAUACUCAUGCAGGGUGGAUGUCUCUUGGUAAUCAAUUGAAUGGUGUAAGGUUAGUUGAUGAAGGGCUGCGGGCGAGGUUUAAGGCAGCUUAUCCAGAUGUGGAGGUGCAGCCAGCAUCACUUCCCAGAGCUUCUGCUAUGGAGGUAGACUCUAGUGUUGCGGCUCAGACAAGGAGUCCAUUUGUUGGCACAGAAUCAAGGUCCACUGCUGAUCGCGCAGCCCCAGCAACUACCUAUGCUUCAGAGGAGAAUCCAAUGGCCAUUGAUGUGGGACUUCUUAAUGGUUAGCAAACAAAAUGCCACCUGUUAAGAAUAUAGUUAGUUAGAAUUUCCAUUAGUUUGUUAGAGUUGGUUAUUAGAUGGUUAGUUGGUUAAUCUUCAAUAUUGCUCUAUAUAAGAGCCACCAUUGUACUAUUUUCAUCAUUCUUUUAUCAAUCUAUAUUCAUUCAAUAUGAA
Messenger RNA from Trifolium pratense (red clover), 2097 nucleotides. RefSeq names its product putative N6-adenosine-methyltransferase MT-A70-like. Gene Ontology annotation, cellular component: RNA N6-methyladenosine methyltransferase complex. Lineage: Eukaryota; Viridiplantae; Streptophyta; Magnoliopsida; Fabales; Fabaceae. The record is from RefSeq and is a predicted model, not a curated record. The transcript has a single exon. The coding region runs from base 103 to 1929 and encodes 608 amino acids.